Messenger RNA from Bolinopsis microptera, 3948 nucleotides. RefSeq lists its product as uncharacterized. Bases 44 to 1495 code for a protein of 483 amino acids. Gene Ontology annotation, cellular component: RNA polymerase II transcription regulator complex. The transcript is spliced from 5 exons. The record is from RefSeq and is a predicted model, not a curated record. Gene Ontology annotation, biological process: positive regulation of transcription by RNA polymerase II. Lineage: Eukaryota; Metazoa; Ctenophora; Tentaculata; Lobata; Bolinopsidae. Gene Ontology annotation, molecular function: DNA-binding transcription factor activity; protein dimerization activity.
CAACACUACUAUAUAACAAAUAAUUUGAGAACUAAAUGAUAUCAUGGCGAUGCUAUUUGACCAACCGCUUGACGACUUUUCUAUGGACGACCUAUGUGGAUAUAACAACACGAUCAUCGAUCAAAACUUCUGGGAUGCUGAGGAGAACAAGUUCAAUCUGGGACCACUUCUCCCGACCCCGCCCUUAUCUCCGGAUCAGCAGCUACAACUGAAACAGGAGGCCGAGGCCAUGGAACCCUGGUCCACUGAUGCUGAAGUAGAAUGCUACUUUUCUCUCAACCAGAGCCACAACAUUGUCCUCAACGACAGGAUCUGGUGUGACGAGAAGAUCCUGACUCCAACUGAAAUGCUAGACAACAGUCUAAAACUGAUGACCCCGAUAAUGGAUGACAUGGUGCUGAACCCAGCCCGGAUCCGUCCCAUCACCCCUCUAACCCCCAUCAAGCAUGAAGUAAACCACUCAACUCCCCUCAAAGUUGACGAGUCCCCGAUGAAGAAACAACGCCAAGCCCCUAAACCUCUACAAGCCCCUAAAUUCCGACUUGAAAGGUUUCCAAUUGUGAAGAUCAAGGAUGAACCUGUGUCUCCGACCAUCUCUUCCCCACGGUGUUUCUUCGCACCUCCACCUCUAAAGAUGACCACUGAAUCCACCUUCCCGGAUCACAGCUCCAGCAUGACCACAGUGGAGAUCAAAGAGGAGCCCCUGGAGUAUGUGCCACCCAUUAAACCCGACACAAGGAUUAGAGUCACCGUUAAAAAGGAGCCCUCCUUCGACUUCACAGAAAACAGUCACUCAGAGCUUGUUUUGAAGGAGCCAACGCGGAGUCCGAGAGGGCGGAGCGCGAAGCGACAGUUACAGUGUUCGAGCAGCAGCAGUAGCAGUAGUUCGAGUAAAAUUCAAGAUGUAACGAUAGAAGAGAGACCGGUAAAAACAGAAAGAAGGAGCUCCUUACGAUCAUCCGACUCAUUUUCAGGAGAGGAAGAGGAUGAGAUGAUAUAUCUGAAGAGAAAAUUGGCUGAGAUCUCAUCGGACAGUGCUCUAAGUUCGUCAGACGACGGUCUACUUUCCCCAAAACGACGGAUAUCACAGUCGCGUCAUCCCCACAACAACAGCAAUCUUGCGGAGGAAGCAGCUUCUAAACUCUCCCUAGAGCAGCUGAAGAAUCUCUCAGCGAACCACUCCCAUGAUGAUGAUGAGAUAUGCAGCGAGAACUGCACUAAGCGGUUCGCGCACAAUGUCCUCGAGCGCAAGCGCCGCAACGACCUCAAGGACAGCUACAAGCGCCUGCAAGCAGAGGUGGAACCCAUCAGUGGAUCUGACCGGGUAUCGAAAGUGAUAAUAUUGAAGAAAUCUGCUGAGUACAUUUCGGAAGUGGAGCGUGAGGAGCAGGAAUCAAGAGAGGAACUGAAACAGCUGAGGAAGCACCAAAAACACUUGAUAAACAAGUUCAAGCAGCUGUUCAGACUUACCCAACAGAACUCUAGUAACACAUAGGUGAAAUACGUAACAUUUAAUAUUAGGUGAAUAAAUCGUGUACCAUAUUUUAUUAUAUCUAUGUAAAUAAUGUUUUUGUACGACCUAAAGAUGAAAGAUUCGAGUUGAGUGUUUUUUCAUACCAGUCAUGUUUGUUCGUUUAUAUUUGGCCUUUUUCAUUUUGACUUACCCCUAGAAUCGUACUUUCCAUAUGCAUAGAGAUAUUAUUAUUAUCAAGAUCAUUUUAUCAAUUCAUUUACUCAGCCUGAUGAUGACUGAUGAUAUUACACAUCUCGGUUAUCCAUAACUUAUUAAAUAUGAGAACGUAUUACAUCUGACCACACCGUCAGGCUUGUUUAUCAUAACUGUUUAAAAUAACUUAUUGUUUUAAAAUUUUAGCUUUUGUUUCGGUUAAGCUUAAACCAUGAAGCAGAGGGAUUGUUUUACGCUGUAUUUCAACAAAAUAUAAUUUUGUUGUGUUACUUACUGUACAGAUUAAUUGUUUCCGUUUGCUUCGUGGUAACAUUUAAAAGACGCAUUUAACAACGUAAGUUGGUGUCCAAUAUUAUUCUGGCUCCUUUCAGAAAUGUAAUAGACUGAUCGGAUAUUUAAGAAUAUUUCCAAAUGAUCACUAUUCUGAAAAGGGCUGUGUCGCUUCGUCAGUCCAUUUGCUGGCAUGCUCAUUCUCCAAUGAUGUCUACAUGCCAUAAUUUUAAGUUCAGAUAAAUUAUACAAUUUCUGUAGUACUUUCUUGUAUCUUUGGGUACAAAACAGUAAUGAUCGAAUGGCAAGAUAACCAUUUUUCGUUGAUGUUAAAAGUUUUAUCGGGCAUAAUAAUAACGACCGUAAAUUGAACGGAGCAUAUUGUUUGUGGACUGACGAGGCUAAAUUACUUUAUUCAAUCUUCUAUUCUCUGGAGCCAGUUUUUAGAUUGUUCACCCAUUUCAUGCAAGCUUUUCAAACCAAACCGGUGCAAGGAUGAACGUCACAUAAUAUAAUUCUUUCAACGCUCCCAAUGCAAUCAAUACAAUUCCUGCAAAAAUUCGAAACAUUUCUCGAUUUGAAGUGACGUUCGCCAAAAGAUGCAUGAGAGGGUGACAGUCUGAAGAAGAGGGUGGCUCCAGCGUUAGCACUAUUUGAUCAUUUAAUCGGCAUUGUGUACCUGUUAAUUCAUAAUUGCCAUUUGAGCAACAUUUUAUGUGUUAAUCUCUGAACUGCAUGCAGCAAUCCGAAGACAUUAUCAUUGACCAGAUCUAAGGAAUGCUAUUGUUCGUUAUUUUCGUGAAAUGAAUACUGAUUUUUACGCAAAAUAGCUGGAUCCCGACGGUACUAUAUAAUGUUUGAUUAUUGACGGCACGAUUGUUUGUCUUCUAGUGGUUUGUUUCAGGAUGCUAAUCUUGGGGGUAAAGUGAUCUAUUUUCAUGUUAUCAACUCCAAAGAAUUAGCAAACUUAUUAAUUUAUUGUAUAAAAUAACUUUAGAGUAGAAGUAGAAGGCUUUAUUUAAAAAGCAAAUUUGAAUUUGUUGUGUGUUGAUACACAUCAUACAUUACAAUCUUACCGUGAUGUUACCUAACUAGAACUGGGAAAAAGAUUUUUUGACGUGACCCAGUCAUAAUUCUCGGUUAAAACGGUUAGGAUGUGCCACGUUUUUACUUAGCCUGUUUAUCAUGCAAAACUAAAGGGAGUUAUGAUAUUAGUGACAUUUAUACAUUCAUUGCAUUGUCGAAGAAUCUUAUCUAGGUUAUUGUUUUUCUACACUAGGAACUUUCAAGAAUGGGGCUGCAUUUAAAGUAUCAUGUUAAAAGUUACUCAUUUAUAAUUAAUGAGAAAUAUUAAUCCCUCCUUAAAUUGAUUGGCAUACAUAAUUGUUCGCUGUGUGAAUCCUAGUCUGGCUGUUUGCUGAAUAAUGUUUGGUUCAAAAAUUCGAUCGUCCUCAUAAUACAAUUGGACUUGGAUAUUGAAAAGAAAUUCCUGGAACUUGAAAUUUUGUCCCUGAACCCACCAAUUUAGUAUUUAGAACAAGAAAUUAACGUUUUUUGAAAUUACAAAAACCAACAUUUUUUCUGCACUCAUAAAUUAUGAUGAGAUUACCUGAAAACCAGUAUAUUUUUAGCGACUCAUCGCACAGUUAUAGGACAGCAGUAAAAUUCAUCUCCAAAGGGUGUGGUACACGCCCAUUUUCCAGUAAAUAUUAAAUAUUUGCCUAAGAUAACAGAAAAAAUCACACCUCUCCCACCACUUACGUAGUGUAAAAGUUUUACAAAAUUUAGUCGGGUAUACCACGGUGUAAAACACCGUACCACCACUCAAACACAUGUGUUAACUCACGAAACAGUUUAAACCAGCUAGAGUAGGAUUCGAUUGAAGCAGCAAAGUUUAAAGUUAACUCUUACAAAUAACUUAUGUUUGACUUAUGGUAUUAUAUGUGUUCUCGUUUAUUGUAUACGAUAUUAUAAUCAUUUCAGCUUAGUUC